Molecule: messenger RNA, 3648 nt
Organism: Fusarium keratoplasticum
Lineage: Eukaryota; Fungi; Ascomycota; Sordariomycetes; Hypocreales; Nectriaceae
Product: ADF-H domain-containing protein
Exons: 4
Coding region: 1-3648 (1215 amino acids)
Molecular function (GO): actin binding
Source: RefSeq, a predicted model, not a curated record
AUGUCGCUGAAUGGCUUAGACGACCCCAAGGUCCAGGAAGCCCACGAGGCCGCCGUCGCCGAACCCGGAGGAUGGUUCCUCCUCAAGUACGCGAGUCGCGAUGAAGUCGAGCUGUUGGGCCGUGGCUCGGGCGGUGUUGUCGAGGUGCGCAACAAUGUCGCCCAGUAUGACGAGACAAGUCCCCUAUAUGGCUUCUUGAGGUAUCGGAGGAGAAAUGUCUUGAUCAAAUAUCUCCCCGAGGACUGCUCUCGCCUCAUCCAAGCACGCGUGGCCGUUCAUUUCAACGCCGUCUGCGAGCGAUUCUCCCCUUACGAUACCACCUUCGAGAUUGCCGACGCCAAGGAACUUAAAGAUACCAAGCUAUCGGCUGCAUGCUCCCUGCAUGCCGCCUCAGGGUCCAACUCGUCGUCCUCGAGUUCGCUGCGUAGGAGGCGCCUAAUGGAGAUCGCGGAGGAGGAAGAGGAGGAGCAACAGCAACGGGCCAACAAACGUCAGUCGCUCGGUGCGGACCAGGAUGACGAACGCCCCCAAACGGCCAAAUCAACCCAGGAACCCGUGACGCUCAACUCGGAACUGGCUGCGUCCCCCGAGGCGAGCAAUUUCACCGCCGCCUCGACCUCUGAGGUGCCCAAUUUCGUUGGUGUGGAUGAUAGGCCCGUUUCCCCUUCACAAUCAAUGGAUGGACCGGGACGGAUGUCAUCACAAUCAAGCCGGCCUGAAUUGUUUUCCUAUUCAUCAUACACAUACGGCAAACCAAAGGUGAAGCUAGGCCCGCGCCCGUCGCUGGAGACGGGCAACAGGCCUCAGACCGCUGGAGGAUUUCGACCUGUUUCGCAGAUUCCCUCCGGACUUAAACUAUUCGGCAAGGGCUCUAAGAGGAACAAGAGCAAGGACGAAACCGCCAACGCCGAAGAGCUCCUCGCUGUGACCGAGAAUGAUACAUCUGUUUCGGAGGAGCCGCAGAUUGCUCACACAGAACUCACCCGACCUGCCACGAGCUCUGGAGUUUCUGCUCCCAACUCGCCCAUGAUGCCGCCACCGCUGCCUUCAAAGCCUACUAUUUCGCCUGAGAAGGCGAGACUUAUGAAGGCGAUGAAGCUCAGAGAGAAAAAGAAGAAGAACCUAGCCAUCAAGGCGGCGAACGCCUCUGAUUCUCCCGUCACUUCUCCCGUUACCAGCGAGGAGGGACCCUUGGAGGAGAGGCUCGAGGAGAACCAGGCACACACUGACGACGAGAACAUGAUCACCGAGGCCGAGUCGGAUCGACCAUCCAUCUCCAACGCGGACUCUGGAAUUGGUCUCGACGCUUCAUCAGCAUCUAUGACCACGGACCAGGCGUCCGACCUUACGCAGACUGACUCUCACCCCGACAGCCCAGUCAUUGCAUCCUCAGAACCCGAAAUCUCUACAAAAGCAUCCUCGCUAUCCGAGUCCACUGAUGAAACUUUGCACCCCAAGAGUGACGAUGCGCCCGACGAUGACGAGAAAGCCAUUGAUGAUGAAGUGGCUGCAGAAGACGAUGCCUCCAAAGAACCAGCUGCCGCCACACAAUCACAGCCUGUUGCCGAGAAGAAGGCUGAGGGCACGACUGCCGAGUCGCCCUGUGAGGCUAACACCAGCAUUCCAGACCGGCAGACGGCAUCGUUGGUGAACAGUGGCAAACCCGAGACAAGCAAAAUUCCAGACACGCUCGACACAAAUGCCACGACCAAUGUCAACAACAAGGACGACGAACCCCUCUCUCCCUCGUCCGCCGCCCUCAAGAUCCCCAAGUCCAAGUUCUCGACCCAGGACCUGAGAUCUGCAAACAAUACCCCCGCCCCUGAACAGAACGCUCGCGAAAGCAGUCCCGUCAUCGUCACCGAGGACGUUGAAGAGGAGGCUGAUACCCAAGACGUCGUCCCAGAAACAACCAAGCUGCCCGAGACAAAGCAACCGAAGCGCAAGGCCGCCAACAUCGAGCCCAUCCGCACCGACUUCUCCACCGACACCAGCCGACCGGAGUCUCAAACAGGUAACCUGUCUGACGACGAAUCGUUGAUGGAGGAACUGCAGAGCGCCACCCUCCAGGAGGCAAAGCCCAUGUUGGUCGCCAAGAGCCCUGUUACUCCCGUCUUCCCAAGCCCGACCAAGGGUGAUCGGUCGCCUCAUAUCAUCAGGACCGUUUCGAACCCGGUCCGUGGGAACUUCCUCGCCCCUGGCGAUGUAACCCAGAGCUCGGCUCGGUCUGCGAGCUCCGGGGCGGCAUACCUGCACAAGGUUGCCCAGCAGCCCGUUGGACCAAACCUGUCCAAGAAGUCCAACGUGGGAUCCAGUAUCUCUCAGCGUAUCAAGGCCCUGGAGAAGCUCUCAGCCAACUCAGGCGAGGCCAACCCCAUCGCCACCAGUCGGGAGCGGCCCUCAUCAGCCUUCUUUUCUGUGAGAAGGAGCCGAGAACCUUCACGCUCGCCGUCGGUAGCAGAUCGAGCCAACUCGUUCAACCGCCAGAACCUCCGCACACCGCCCUCGAGAUCCGGCUCCCGUGAUGAGUCCCCAGAGAGGACGAGGCGGACACGCCGGGAGCGGUCCAACUCGGUUGCCAGUCGGUUGUCCAUGUUCGAGCCGCCGCUAACGGAGAGCGGUGGCUCGCCAGGAAGUACACGAGGCCCAGAGUCCAUCUCAGUGACUGCCAAGAUCGUCCGAGAUCCGAGUCAGAACACGGCCAAGGCCAUGGAGCCACCUAAGGACCCAUCCGAAUACAACCCCGUGGAGCUUAAGCAGUCUCCUCUCCUGGUUGACCACCAAAAGUCGGCACCCGUCUGGACACCUGCGGCCCUUGAGAUGCCUAAGGAGACCCUCUUGGAGCGGCGCAUGUCCAAGGAGGGACGGAGGUCCGAGUCCCGGAACCGCAGUAAGGAUAGCAAGUCUCGGCGAUCUUCCCUGACUGUCGUUAAGGACUUUAUCAACGACCGUCGAAAGUCGCUGACCUCACCUUCGAGCGAUGCUCUUCCAUCUUCGGCUGCUUCUCGCUCACCUACCCGACCCCCGUCGACACACCACAAGCGACUGUCCAUCAGCAGCCGUCGAUCGUCCUUCAGCCGGGACAGGGAGAACGUGCUGUCGCCCUCGGCCACGACCGAGAGCUCCGCUUCAGGUGACGAGACCAAGUCUAACAGUGACAAGUCCAAGUCUCGCGCUGCCCGCUUCAUGCGCCGACUCUCAUCCCUCUCUAGUUCGCGAGGCAAGACCACGCCCCCCACCGUCCUCUCCCCUACGGUCCAGGAGGAGGUGCCCGAGCCUCCCCGGCCAGCGACCACAGGCCCACCAUCGAUCGUCUCGUACAUGGGCGACGUCAACGUGCAGUUCCCCGACAACCUCCUCUGGAAGCGACGCAACAUGUGCCUUGACUCCCAGGGCUUUCUCAUCCUGAGCGCCCUCCCUGGCCAGAGCGGCCGCGCUGCCCAGGGUACCAAGCGCUACCACCUGAGCGAGUUCCGAACCCCCUACAUCCCCGAUGUUGAGGUCCAGGAGCUGCCUCACAGCGUUGUUCUUGACCUGAUUGAGGGAAGCGGCGUGCAGCUUGCCUGCAUGGACCGCGCGGGACAGGUCAAGGUCCUUGACAUUCUGCGGGACGCUCACGCUGGUCAUGCCGUCACCUUUGGACUGUAA